Lachancea sp. 'fantastica' is the source of this 957-nucleotide messenger RNA. Lineage: Eukaryota; Fungi; Ascomycota; Saccharomycetes; Saccharomycetales; Saccharomycetaceae. The record is from the annotation of a GenBank genome assembly.
AUGACUGACAGUCUUUUCAAUACCGGUGGGUUCAACUACGACGAUGUGGAGCCUCUUCCCAUCUCCAAUGACCAAAGUGAUGGACUUUGCCAAAUCCUGUAUGACGACGAAUACCGUGAGGUGAUGGGCAUUGCCAGAGCUCUUUUAAAAAAACAGGAAGUCUCAGAAAGAGCGCUGCACGCGACCGGGGAGACAAUAGAGCUAGUGCCGGCGUUCUACACGAUGUGGAACUACCGUUUCCAGAUCGUGAAACAGCUUUUUGGUCCUGAUGGAGCCAAACUCAACGCGGAGCUCGAUUGGCUCGACGAAUUUACCUUAAAUAACCCUAAAAACUACCAGAUCUGGUCUUACCGCCAGGCUCUGUUGGGGAUGCAUCCAAGCCCGGGUUUCCUUCGAGAAUUGCCCAUUUUACAGUCGAUGAUCGAUGACGACACUAAGAACUACCAUGUUUGGUCUUACCGUCGCUGGUGCGUGAACUUCUUCCAAGAAUAUGAGCAUGAGCUGCCAUUUGCGUCUGAGUUAAUAUCCCGCGACGUGUACAACAACAGCGCUUGGUGCCACCGUAUGUUUGUUCUUAAAUCCCAGUUCAAGUCCACUCGGCCACCAGUGGAGCUUAUCACAACUGAAGUGCAUUACACAAAGGCGAAAAUUGAACUUGCUCCCCAGAACGUUAGCUCUUGGAAUUACCUUCGCGGACUCUACUCCGAGUUUUUCGACAAUACGUUCGAUCCUGAGAUAAUAGCCUUCGCCCAAAGUUUUGUUGCCGACGUUUUCGAGUCUCCACAACAACCACCGCAAAUCCAAUCUUCGUAUGCUCUAGAAACGCUGGCCUACGUUUACUCUCAAGAUCAAGAAACCUACAGUAAGGCUAGAUGUGCAUAUCAGGCUUUAUCCGAUACUUUUGAUCCUAUACGCAAGAGUUUUUGGGAGUUUAAAAUCCGUUCCCUGAAAGGCUAA